Molecule: messenger RNA, 666 nt
Organism: Aureobasidium vineae
Lineage: Eukaryota; Fungi; Ascomycota; Dothideomycetes; Dothideales; Saccotheciaceae
Source: the annotation of a GenBank genome assembly
AUGAUAACCACCGACACGACCGGCCUGCCAAAACUUCUCCAACUCCCUCUCGAACUCCGCCAACAAAUCUAUUCUCACCUCUGCCCUGCCUCCCCAAUCUCCAACCCUAUCCCCGCAGUCGGGAUUACCAGUGUAUCCCACAGCCCUCCUCCCGUCCCUUUUCUCUUGACCAGUCGCGCCAUCUACUCCGACAUUCUCCCUUACUUCUUCUCUAUUGCAACUUGGAAACUCAUCGCCUCUCACGCCUUCAAUUUCUACCGCAUCGACCCCACUCUCUCCAACUUUGCCUCUUCGCUUCUGUUGCACAGGAUACAGAAGGUAGAGUUGGUGCUCUGGUUCGACGGCAGUCUCUUGAAAUCGUAUCCGUCGCUGAAAACACACACGUAUUGCACGGAGAUCAGGAAGAGGGCAAUGAGGACGUGUGAGAUUUUGGCGGUGGCACCAGAGUUGAGCACCGUCACUGUGAGUUGGGUCGACUCGACCGUCGGGGAGNCAAUGGAUGAAAAGAGGGACGUGCUGGAUGCGCUACGGAGGUUAAAUACGAAUGUUAGGAUCGAGGUGGGCGUGCUUGAAUGGAGUGGUGCGCAGGGUGGAGACGAAAAGAGAGGUNUCGAGAGCAAGAUUAAGGGGUUCAUCCAUGAUGCCCGUCCGGUUGCUGCUUUGUGA